Messenger RNA from Haliotis rufescens (red abalone), 3699 nucleotides. RefSeq names its product saccharopine dehydrogenase-like oxidoreductase. NCBI's taxonomy places the organism in Eukaryota, Metazoa, Mollusca, Gastropoda, Lepetellida, Haliotidae. Gene Ontology annotation, cellular component: plasma membrane; lipid droplet; mitochondrion. Gene Ontology annotation, biological process: glycolipid biosynthetic process. The transcript is spliced from 12 exons. The record is from RefSeq and is a predicted model, not a curated record. Bases 96 to 1376 code for a protein of 426 amino acids.
CGGUGCGUGGAGCUUGAGGUUUGGAGCACCUGCACAGUUUGAGAGACGUGGAAGUUGGUUACUGACUGACUGCUUGCUGGAAACUGGUCGUCAAAAUGUCGAGCGGUGAAAGUGCACGAAAAUAUGACUUUGUAAUCUUCGGUGCCACUGGGUUUACUGGUCAGUUUGUGGUAGACGAGGUCGCACGACUAGCUGAGGAAGAAGGGGUGACAUGGGCGGUAGCCGGCAGGAAGAUGGACAGACUACAGAAAGUCCUGGAACAGUCGGGGCAGAGAACAGGAAAGACUUUGGAGGACACUCCAGUCAUUAUAGCCGACUCGAGCGCCGAGCAGUCAAUCUUGGACAUGUGUAAACAGGCUAGAGUCAUACUGAACUGUGUGGGACCGUACCGUUUCCAUGGCAACCAGUUGGUGAGAGCUUGUAUCGAAGAGGGAGCAAGCCACAUUGACAUAAGCGGAGAGCCACAGUACCUGGAGAACAUGCAGCUCUUGUACAACGCCAAGGCCAAGGAAGCUGGCGUCUACAUCGUCGGCAGCUGUGGUUUCGACAGCAUCCCUGCAGACCUUGGCGUUGUCUUCAUGAAAUCUAAGUUUCAGGGUGAUUUGAAUUCUGUGGAGUGUUACGUCAAUUUGACCUCAGGACCAGAGGGAGCUGCGAUCAACUACACUACUUUUGAAUCUGCCGUCCAUGGCUUCGCAAACCAGGGGGAGCUGCCUGCCAUCAGAAAGCAGCUGUUUCCCAACCCUCUGCCUCGCAGUAAACACAAGGCCCCAAGAAGGUCAGCUGUGUUCAAGAGUGGCUUAAUGGAUAAGUGGUGCUUCCCGUUCCUUGGAAGUGAUAAGUCAGUUGUGAGCAGAACACAAAGAUACAGAUAUGAUGUGAAAAAGUCGCGCCCUACUCAGUUCUCCCCGUAUCUAUGCGUUGACAGCUUCCUGUACAUGAUCCUCAUGGUUGUGUUCGGCUCGCUGUUCGGACUCCUCGCCAAGUUUAGCAUUACUCGUAACAUCCUCCUACAGUAUCCUGGCUUGUUUACAGCUGGGCUGGUGAAGAGAGGCGGGCCCAGCAAGAAACAGAUUGAAGGUACCGCUUUCUCCAUGACAUUCUUUGGAGAGGGUUACAGUGACAAGCUGGACGACCCAGAGGCACAGCAUGAGAACCCCCCUGACAAGAAAAUAAAGACCAAAGUCAUGGGACCAGAGCCUGGCUAUGUGACCACCCCAAUCUGUAUGGUACAAGCAGGACUUCUGAUCCUCAAGGAAAAGUCCAAACUUCCUUCAGAUGGCGGUGUCUACACACCUGGUGCUGCUUUUGGCGAGACGAGUCUGAUCGAGAGACUGGACAAAAGAAAUGUGAAGUUCCAAGUGUUGGAGUCCUAAUAUGACAGUCAAGAGGCCUCCACGGAUGAUCAGGUCUUCUAGGGUACAUGUUGGAAGAUGAAACAUCAACACUCUACCCAAUAUCAGCAGUAAUAUGUUGGGGUUUUUGUUGUUUAGUUGUUGUUGUUUUGUUUUUGAGGGGGUGGGGGGUCUUUCUUAGUAUGCAAGAGCAAGGACACAAGUGAGUACGUGGCUGAUCUGUAUGUCAGGUUGGAUGUUCAGUUGACAGACAACACUGACUGACAAGAAAGAGUUGCUGUCAACUCUGAAUGUUACAAACUCCAGGGAUGUUUUUGAUAAGUUUGUUAGUGUGGAACUUCACAAAAAAACAACAUUAAUUACCCUGCUCUUGGAUUAGAUAAAAUUAAACUUUAUUAAUAUAUCCCACUUCAUAUUACAGACUGUUUUCGCAAACAAAAUCAUAAUUAAUCUAACAUUUAAAUUUGUAAACAUAUAUUAAAUUUAUAUUAUUCUUAGCAAACUCUACUGCAUUUAUUUCUCUUAACCAGCAUUAUGUGAGAAGGCCUGACCCAGGGGGAUCUAUGACUGAAGCAUUUAGUGAAAUGUCUUUCAUCUUGAGGCCUGUGAGAGCGGGUGUUAUCAGUGCUGCCGUUAGUCCUCCUGGACCGUCCUGUUAGUUGUUGUUCAGCUUCUGUAGUUGCUUACCAUAUACCUACAGCUAUACGUAGGUCGCUUCAUGAAAUAUGAGCUUGAUGAAUAAGAUUAAGAGUUGAGUAUUGUUUGAAAAAAGGCACAGAUUUUGAUUAAAUAUUCAUUGCAAUACAGUAUACCACAAUGCCAUAGUAUGAUUUUUAGUUAAUACGUACAAUCCAUGUUAGUACAGAUGUCAUGGUGUGAUUUAAUAACGAUUUGUAAAAUUCUAUUUUCUGAUGAUUCUCAACUCAUUCCUUAACGUGACAAAGUUUCCAUGUAUGAUAUCCUAUUGAUAUAACACUCCCUCUGCUUCACCCGUAGAACAACACGACAAGUAGCCCAGUCUACCUUUUGUUACAUGCGUCCUGUAGGCAAGAGAUUCUUGCUAAGCAGUGUAGUUAUAUAUAGGAAGCCAAACAAGUUAGGGGUCAUGAAUAGUUCUUUGGAUAUUUCAUAUGAAAUUGUGUGCACUAACUUUUUGGGUUCAGUAUAUGAACACUUUCCAGGCUGCUUUUCAUUCCAAUGUUUUCAUCUGUUAUGCCAAAACAGUAACUAAAUGUAUUGAUAAGAUGGGACAGAAUCCUAUAACAGUUGCAUCCGGGUAUAUUACAGUCCUGUAGCAGUACAUCUUGGGAGGUGAUUUAGUAUAAUUGUUUAUUUCUUUUCACUAUCUCUACUUUGUCUAGUCAUUGACAAAUCUUUGUGCUGAUAAUGUAUGUAUGUAUGUAUGUAUGUAUGUACUUAGGUUGGUACAAACAUGGUGUUAUCUUGAUUAUACAUUUUGUAUGUUGACCAUAUCAGUUAUCAAUCUUGUACCAGUUCUUUGGUUUACUUGAAUGGAGUGUGUGACUAUAAUUACCUGGUAACACUACGCGGGAAAUGGUAGGAUCCGAUAUAGGCGAAAGUUCCAUGACUCGAUUGUACAUGCUAUGUGACCUUAAGACUGGAACAUUCUCCAUAUAAUUCCAUGGCUAUCAAGGUCCAACAAACAUGAAAACAUGGAAUUUCACAGCAUGAAAUUUUGUCUGCCAAAAAUGUUGCUAACUUUCAAAAUGAAUAUUCCACAACUCCACAAAUAAGUUACACUACUCAAAAGACGGACCCCCAAAUUCUAUCAAACUAUUGUAAUGUGUUGUGGGAUGACAAAUUAAUUGUAGACAAAGUAAUUAUAGUACGUUUGAGUAGUAUAUGUCAUUUACGCAACACUUUGGGAGAGAAAAUAGCCUGGUUUAACUGUUCGGAAAGUGCAUAUCAUCUGAUUGUACCAGUAUAUAUCGUAAUUUCCAUUGUGGUUGAUUAGCUGAAUGUUUCUUGACUCUUGGGACCAUAGCAAUAACGUGGUACAGACCAAUAUAUACUGGGAAAUAUAUAUGCCUAUUUUUGUUGCUGUCUAUUCUUUUGCCUGUUGAUGUUUUGUAUUGUUUGACAACGUUUAGUCUACUUUUGUCAUUACACUUUUUACCACUUUUGACAAUGUUUCUUCCAGACAAGGAGUAUCAUGUUAUUACUACUGCAUUUUCAAACUUCCAGAUUGUGUUUGCAAAUAUUGAUCUUCAUGAGUUGAGUAACAAAAUCAGCCACUGUCAAUUAUGAAUUUGGAAAAUAUUAUGCCAAAUUUUCUGUAUUUAGCUAUGUAUCUUGUUCAUUCAAUAAAGCUAUUUACUCCUUG